AUGGCCGAAAGUAUGCCAUCGAGUGGCCGAUCGUCGACCCCAUUGUCCAAAGAGGGGAACUCAGUCAUAGAGAGUCUGUUGGGCGACAAAUGCCAAUCGCUAUUGACAGCAGUCGUACAGUUGUUGGCGUGUGAGCUGUCCGACUGCAAGGUAUUGUUCCAGACAUUGGUCACGAGGGUCGGUACGGUCGGCCUUAACUUCGCCCAUCCAGAAGAGGCCAACAAUUUCUACGAUACGGUGCGCACACAACUGGCCACUGAAAUUAAACGCAAGACAUGGCCGGCCAUCGAAACGAUUAAUAUCGGCGGCAAUAUUAUAUUAAAGUGGAUCACCAAGGCAGCUAAGGCAUUGAUGCCAACGGGAAAGCCUACGAUUAGUGGGCCGACAAACUUGAUACGAGUGCAGAGAAUCUCGCAUAUAGAGGGCACAGGCCUGGCCUGCAAUGCCGAUACCGUACCAGUGCUACACCAAUACCUGAAAGGGAAAGGCAUUUGCCCGCAACAAUUGGCGGCUAACAGCGGAUUAAUCGCAGAGUUAAAGGUUAGAGUUAAUCAUAGAGGAGUGGCGGGCAGUAGUAAUACCGGGAGUCGCCAUACCGUUCCUCUCAAUGAGGAAACGCCGCCAACUAAUGAUUCAAAUGUAGCCCUAAGACCAAAGGUGAGGGGAACGGGACUCGUCGCGGAUAAGCAGUUCCGGAGUAUACCGGAACUCCCGAUCUUCAGACAUGGGGACAGGAGUCCGGUUCUCGGUUUUCCUACUGAUCCAUACAGUGAUGAGAGCACCUACUGGCCGGACGGGUACCAUCAACUCACUCUAAAAGGGAAGCAAAGGAUGUAUUCUUUGGGUCGAUAUAUCCGCCGACGAUAUGACAACUUUUUGGGUGACUCUCCCCGAGAGGUGUAUAUCAGGAGCUCCGGGAAGGACAGGUGUCUGGAGAGUGCGGCCCUCGUAAUGGCCGGACUCUACCCACCAAAGGGUCGGUGGGCUUGGGAUUCAACAUUGGGUCAACACUGGCAACCCUUUCCCAUACAAACGGUUGACUUUCCCAAAGACAGUAUGUUAAACCCGGACUCCGAGUGCCCGACCGCUCAGACAGAGAGCCAGAAAAUAAUGAAAUCAAAGACCGUUCAGGACUUUUAUAACAAAUAUAAGAAUUUAGUGAAAUUUAUUGAACAAAAAUCUGGUCUCAAAUUCAAUGAUUACGGCAUUGGCAGGGAUUUAUUCAACACACUUAGCAUACAAAAAGUGCAUAACUAUACCCUCCCGGAGUGGGUCAACCAAACAGUGUUAGACUGUUUGCAGGACUUCCACGAAAUGUCAUUUAUAUUCGAUUCGUCCACACCUUUGAUCCGAAGAUUGAGAGCCGGAGUACUUCUCAAAGAAAUAACCAAUCGUUUGAAGCAAUCAAUUAGUGCCGAGACAUCCAAAUACAAAGUGUUUCUCUACUCGACGCACGACACACAGCUAUCGGUGUUUUUGUCGGCGCUUAAUAUCUAUAACGGAAGGUCUCCUCCGUAUGGAUCGACUAUUUUUAUUGAAUUAUACGAAACCAAAUGCAGUGACAGUGAAAGGGCUCACAAACUGGAAGUCCAUUACCUGAAUGUCACGGAAUCGGAACAGACUCACAGAUUACCACUGAAUACAUGUUUGAUGUCCACAAACACAACCGGAUGUCAAUUGAAUGGAUUCUUGCACUCAAUUCAGAGCCUUAUUCCCAACGAUUGGCAAAAUGAAUGCAAACAAAGUUAUUUGAAAUCGCUUUUCAGGAAUGAACUCUAAAAUGAUACGAAAAUACUGUAGUUUGAC
Molecule: messenger RNA, 1806 nt
Organism: Oppiella nova
Lineage: Eukaryota; Metazoa; Arthropoda; Arachnida; Sarcoptiformes; Oppiidae
Source: the annotation of a GenBank genome assembly